This is a messenger RNA of Chara braunii, 9202 nucleotides long. The record is from the annotation of a GenBank genome assembly. NCBI's taxonomy places the organism in Eukaryota, Viridiplantae, Streptophyta, Charophyceae, Charales, Characeae.
UCCGUAUUUGUGCCCAUGAUCAUGCUUCAGUCUUCCUACGGUGUUCGCAGUAUCUCGAAGUAUGAGCGCAUGGAGCUGAUCCAAGAGGUGAUGUCCCCCCUCCCGUCGUACUUGGACGACAGUGUGGGGGCUCUCUUGUCCACCAUGGGACCGCUGUAUUGUACGCCAGUAAGAGCUGCGACGUUUUGGGCUGAUGUUCCUGCAUUUGGGACUGGGACCAGUGCAAAACUGUCGACGCUGUCGCUUGAGGAGUUGGCACCGGUUCCUCCACUCGUCACACAUUACCCCAACUGGGGCCUUCCAGAUGCAGCACCCCACAAGGUGAUGAAGAUGGUGUCCACCAUAGCCAGCUUGCAUGAGUAUGCGAGUGAGUUUGCUCGGAUUGCUGCGUAUGUUCAAUACCUACUAGCGGGCACUUGUGAAUUGGCGUUGGUCCGGUUGACCAUGGCGGACUGGGACUCCUCCACUGGAGUUGACGAGGAUUUUGCGCUUACGCCUGAUGCUGAAGAGGAAGCACGAACGGCGGAGGAAGCGGCCGUUUAUCAAAUAUUUGUUCUUCUGUUGCUGCAAUAUACGGGAGAGGACGUGUUUGAUGAGCCGAAGGACCUCGCUGCAAUCGAGGCUGAGGAACAACGCCAGCUGGCAGUCACGGCUGCCCAGCUACAGGCUGAUGAAGCGGCAACAGCAGAGAAGCUGCGGCUACAGGCCGAAGCAGACGCAGAUGCCCAGGCUCGCCGCAAGGAAGCCCAGGCUCUGCUGCAGCGGCAUGAAGCCAACAGCAUCGAGAAACUCAAGUACUGGCACUUUGAACCAAACGGCGACGAGCCAACACCGGAAGAGCAUCAUAAGGAGUUCAUGGCCAAGCUCGUGAGCAGGUUGGUUUACACGUGUAACCACCUACAGUCUGAGCUGGCAAACCUUCAGCGGGCCGUACGGAACCAGAAGAUUCAGCACGAGGAUGCCACACGGGCACUGGACGCCCGUGUACUGGACCUGGAACAGGCUGUACCAGGACCAGAUGUUGGAGUUUCCAGCAGUGCAUCCUCUAGCCGCCAACUGGAGGAACGCGUUGACCACGUAGUGGCAAUGCUAGGAGACAUAAGUGCCUUCACAGAGCCGGCCACCAUCAGCCAGCGGUUCGAGUUGCUGGACACUAAGAUCAGUCAGCAACAGCAGACUGACCACAGCCACAACAACAGCUCGGCGAGGCCAUACAAGAUGCCGACAUUCCGGCUCGAGAAAUUUGAUGACUACACACAUCAAGACCCGGUCGUCUGGUGGCAAGGAUUUACAACGGAGUUGGGGAUUCACGAAGUCCUUGACCAUCUGUUCAUCAGUGCUCUGUUCAUCAACACCAAGGGAGGUUGUCAGAUCUGGCUCAGCCACAUGGCAACCAUCCACGACGUCCAGGUUUCAGACCUGUACAAGAAGGUCUCCUGGGAAGAUCUGACAAAGGAAUGGAAGAAGCGGUUCAUCGUCGACGACGCCCCGGCACUCGCCGUCAACCGCAUCUUCACGACGGCUCAAGGGAGCACACCGACACGUGACUGGUUCACGGAUUGGCAGAAAAUCGUGGCAACGCCCGAUUUGGACUUGCCAUUUCCGCAUAUGCGGCGUGAGUUCUACAACAGGUCAUGCGCCGCUCUCAGCCUCGCACUUGGUGAUCGCGAGCAGUACAACACUUCCAUCAACAAGGCGAGAGAGCUCAUCAAGACUAACAGGUCGGCUGCACACGAGAAGUCCACGUGGCAGCCAACCUAUGUGGAGAAGGUAAGAAUUGGUCCGCGACAGCAGCAGUUUGCUGCAGUCCAGUCGGACAGUGGAGAUAACCCAGCAGCCACUCCAGCAUCAAGUGACGGAGAUCAGGUGGCUGUUGUCCAGCCGCGAAACAACAACAAGUCCCGCAACAAUGGGAAGGCGAAAUCCGCAUCGCAGGCAGGAAAUGGACAGCCAGUACAAGUUCCAUGGGUCAAGUUUGGCUUGACCGAGGCGGAGUACAAGCUCGGGAAACUGAGCUCCGCGAAAGGUGAGGCGACUCCACCUUCUACUCCGCCAGAUUUGGCCGCCUUGCUAGCGGCCUCCUGCACAUCUGGGGAGGAUGCGAAUGUCGCAAGUCCUCGGUAUACUUACGAGGAUUAUGCUGUCCACUUGGUUCCACCGCUGGACCAACCGCUCCACGUGCAACAAUCCACCGCAUGCACGGUUUCAUCACCAUCGGCAACCGAUUCGGCACCUUCGCCGCAACCUAUCGCCGGGGAUUCGACGUCAUGGUCAAGACUUGAAGAGCUCGACCCAUUGACGUUCACGGACUUCCAGUGGAUGCCCGUUCCCUCGACCGGACGAUUGUCGAAACCGCAUGGCAAUGUGCUUAUGGCACAAUUGCGGGAUUACUUGCACACUGCAGUACCAACUCCGUUGAUGGACGCCGGAGCAGAGGUUGUCGACCUUCACGCUUACAUCGCGAAGAUCGACCGCGAGUUCAAGACGCAACGGUACGACGACAUCGACGCACCAUUGCUACACGUACGCAUUCAGAUUGGAGAGGCGACCUGUAGUACCUUGAUCGAUUGCGGAGCAUCUCGCAACUACAUCAGCCAGGACUUCAUGGUGCGCGCCGUCCUUGGCCCACGCGUCCGGAGGAAGUCCCAGCCUACGCAAGUCACGUUGGCGGACGGUCACACGCACAAGUCAAUCGACCGGUGCAUUGACAACUUCCAAGUGUACUUUGCCCCUCACACAAGUGAGGCAGUGUCCUUUGACAUUCUGGACACCAAAUUUGACAUGAUCUUGGGCAUGUCAUGGCUGCGAAGCGAGGAUCACCCGGUGAACUUCUUCCACCGCACCGUUCACAUUCGUGAUUGGAACGGAGUACUAGUUCCAUGCGCGGUGCCUCUUCCUCAUCCUUCGAUCAGCUGCCACGUGGUAUCUGCCGCAAGCAUGCGAGCUUCCAUCAUCAGAGACGACAUCGAGGAGAUGGGGGUGUGUUUUCUCCACGCCCUCCCGCCCCAUGACGCUUCAUCGACGGACUCACCUUCGGAUCCACGCAUCACCGAGCUUCUCGAUGCUUACAGCAACGUGUUCAAAGGCCCGCACGGAGUAGUACCGGAUCGACCCAUCCGCCACGAGAUCAUCCUCGAGGACGGGGCCGUACCUCCGCGCGGUUGCAUCUACCGAAUGAGCGAGGAAGAGUUAAGUGUGCUUCGGGCACAACUCGACGACCUUCUGGAGAAAGGCUGGAUUCGGCCUAGCUCAUCGCCAUACGGUGCUCCUGUUCUCUUUGUUCGGAAGAAGAACAAGGACCUGCGGUUGUGCAUCGAUUAUCGCAAGCUCAACCCGCAGACGAUCAGGAACGCUGGCCCUCUCCCACGCAUCGACGAUCUUCUCGAGCGAGUGGGCGGCGCCAAGUUUUUCUCCAAGCUCGAUCUCAAGUCAGGAUAUCACCAACUCGAGAUUCGCAAGGAGGACCGCUACAAGACCGCGUUCAAGACGCGAUAUGGGCAUUUCGAAUGGCUGGUCAUGCCAUUUGGCCUUACGAAUGCCCCGACCACUUUCCAAGCGGCUAUGACAACGGAGUUCCAACACAUGUUGGAUCGUUACGUACUUAUCUACCCCGACAACAUCCUGGUGUACAGCCGGAGUUUGGAGGAGCAUGUGGAGCACCUGCGCACCGUUUUGGAGCGGCUACGACAGGCCAAGUACAAAGCCAACCGCGACAAGUGUGAAUUCGCGCGGCAGGAGCUGGAGUACUUGGGCCACUAUGUGACGCCGCAAGGCAUCCGUCCGCUCGCGGACAAGAUCGAGGCCCUACGAGUAUGGCCCGAGCCCACCAACACCACGGACAUUCGUUCAUUCAUGGGAUUGGCAGGCCACUAUCAGCGAUUCAUCACCGGAUACUCCAGGAUUGUUGCACCUAUGACGAGGUUACAGUCGCCAAAGGUGCCAUUCGUAUUCGAUGACGACGCACGCCGGUCAUUCCAAGCACUUAAGACGGCUAUGCUCAUGGCACCCGUCCUUAGCAUCUAUGACCCCACCUUGCCGACGAGAGUGACUACGGACGCUUCCGGCUAUGGCAUUGGGGCAGUCUUGGAACAGCACGACGGCGACGACUGGCACCAUGUGGAGUAUUUCAGCCACAAAGUGCCUUCCAUCAACUCGCUUGAUGAUGCAAGGAAGAAGGAGCUACUCGUGUUCGUCAUGGCUCUCAAGCGAUGGCGGCACUUCCUCCUUGGGCGUCGUAGGUUCACAUGGGUUACGGAGAACAAUCCAUUGACCUACUACAAGACGCAGGAUACGGUGAGCAGCACGAUCGGACGAUGGAUGUACUUCAUCGACCAGUUUGACUUCACACCGAAACAUCUUCCCGGGCUCUCAAAUCGCGCAGCAGAUGCACUCUCGCGAAGACCUGAUCUUUGCGCUAUGACUCAUCAUGCCUUCGCAUUCGACGAGGAGCUUCAGCAACACUUCAUCCGUGCAUACGAGUCUGAUCCGGACUUCGCCACGCUGUACGCACAGCUAUCUUCGGCAAGGACUUAUUGUGUGUCCCACGCGACCGUCGUCUUCGGACUCGCCUCCUCGGCGAGUAUCAUGAUUCACGACUCGCCGGCCAUUUCGGAGUCAACCACACUAUUGCAUGGCUUCGACAGCGAUUCCGAUGGCCCGACCUCAUUACCGAUGUCACUCGGUAUUGCGACUCGUGCGAAGUUUGCCGACCGCAAUCCCUAUGGCGAGUUACACCCGAUGCCUAUCCCACGGGAACCCGGUCUCUCCAUUGCCGUGGAUAUCCCCGGUCCGUUUCCUCGCGACCGCCUCGGGCACGACGGCAUCCUCACGGUUGUGGACCGAUUGAGUAAGUACGCGCGUUUUCUCCCUUGCAAGUACUACUCCACGGCUCCCGAGCUGGCACGCCUCCUGCACACUGGUUGGAUUUGUGGCCACGGUGUACCAGAAGACAUUGUCAGCGACCACGGCACUCGUUUCAUGUCGGCAUUUUGGACUGCUCUCAUGCAGGAGUCCGGCACAACAAUGAAACCAAGUUCAGCUCGGCAUCCUCAGACAGACGGGCAGACGGAGCGAGCACAUCAAACCGCUCAAAUGAUGCUUCGUACGCUCAACCGUUCGGACCAGAAAGAUUGGGUUGACCGCCUCCCCGACACCGAAUUCACCUACAACACUUCGGUGCAUCCGGCGAUCGGCGUGACUCCAUUCGAGUUGCACCAYGRUGGACGGAAAGRCCRGAKCUUCRCMRACCUUCUCCUCCCUCGACCAGCCGACAUUGACGCUGCCUGCUCUCCCGCUUCCGUCCGGAAGUACAGGGAAUUGCUGACUCAAGCCCGCGCAAAUAUACAAAAGGCUCAAGUCCGCAUGCAGCAGCAAGCCAACAGGUGUCCCGUACCAUGUCCCAUCCGCGCCGGUGAUGUGGUUUGGGUCUCCGCGGAAGAGUUUGCACUGGAACAGGAUGUUUCACGCAAACUGCUUCCCAAGUGGUUUGGACCUUGGUCUGUGACAGCAGCCACGGGCGAUGAGCCCGAUGGCCCUUCAUUUGUGAUCAACAUUCCAAAGCAUCUGACGGUCCAUCCGGUCUUCCACGCCUCGAAGCUCGCAACAUACACGCCAGCCAAGAGCGAUGACUUUCCGGGCCGACGAUCGCAGGACCCUCCUUCUAUGGAUGGUCAUCAGGAAGUUGACCGUGUCAUCUCCGAUCGCAACUACGCCAGCAAGCCGCGGCAGUACAAAGUCACAUUCAAAGCAUGCGAUCGCGACGACACUCGAUGGAUUUCAGGCGCAGAUUUGAAAGCAUCCGCACCGCCGAUCUACUCACAUUAUGAAAAGCGGAGGUUUGCUCAGGAAGCUUCACGACCAGCCCCUCCCACCCGGACUGUGGUCCCUCCCUCGGACAGACAGCUUCGCCCUCGCAGGUUUGAGGACAAAAAUCUAGCCCGGAGAACCGAAAUGUUGAUUCUUAACAUUGCGGAUAGGAAAUGGAAGAGUGCGUCUGCACUCGAGGCUACCAUGGAUGAACUCUUGCAAUGCGCUGAACGUGGACUCACCCCAACUCAGAUUAUGAAUAAUUUUGCUAGAGCACUACCCGACCCACUCCGUACUCAACUGUAUCCCCGUACCAAAGAAGAGGGGAUAACAUAUGAGAAGUUCAGCAAGAUCGCAAUAGAUCAUGAUGGCUUCCUGGCAGAAGCAAACUAUUGCCAUCAUUGGAAAGAUCUGCAAGCAGGAAAAAAGUGGCAGAACCGUACGAUCUCUGGGAAUAUACCGGGGAAAGACAACCUGCUUCUGACCUUUGAAGAAGGAGGUGUCGAGACUCUCUCCUACGAUCAAAUAGACUAUGGUCUGGAGGGAGCACCUAACGGUACGGUAGUUCAGGAGGGGGACUAUGCGACCAUUGGAACCCGCGGGGGACGGCGACAAGGAAGAGGAGGCCGCAGACGUGGAGGAAGAGGACCCGGCACCAGAGGGGUGGUGGUGAAGGUAGCUACUAUGUGGGUGGAAGGGGCAAUGGUCCCUCGCAAGCUGGCCGAGGUUCCAACUUCACGUGGGGUGGAGGAAGAGGCACGUGGCAUGGAAAUUGGGAUAAGCCAUAUCCACCCCAUCCCGGUUUGCCAGAAGGCAGACCUUGGGAAAAGUUGGGGAUUACAGAAAAGGUCUGGCAAGAUAGAAAAGUUGCUAACCAGUGUCUCAAGUGUGGUGACCCCAACCACAUUGUUCCCUACUGUCCGGAUUACAAGAUCAGCAAUUCCUCCAAGUAUGGAUGGUAAAUAUGACGUGGAUGAAAUCGUUGGUGAAAACGUUGUUCAGACUGGACGUAGCGGUAGACCCCAGCGACAGUACAAAGUCAGAUUUGCAUAUCAAGAUCCAAGUGAAGAUCGCUGGUAUACCAUAGAAGAGCUUAUUGAAUCAGCACCGCAUAUCUUGUUCAAUGAAAUAAACUCAAGGAAGCCUGACGAGAUUAAUGUCAUUGAGGGGAUGCACAAAAACAACAUUUUUAUUGGGGUUCUCUUAACGACAGGGUUCAUCCAGGCACUUAUCAUAAACUUUGCUGAGGAUUUUGCCAACACAAAGAGGCUUGGUUAUGAUCUUUGGCUGGUAUGCAUUGUGAUCGGCCUUUGCGGGAUGCCUGUUGCUGCGGUUGUGAAGCUCAUCCCUACCAGAGAAGAACCAUAUUUCAGGAAUAACCUUCUCAGCCAGAUUUGGAAGAAAAACGGUUCACCAUCUUCAGAUCCGCAGCCAGAAGCAGGAGCAACAACCAAACUAUGAAACCAAUGCAGGUUUCAAAAUUCGAUGCCAGAUGACCAUCAGUUAUGGCUUAUCCUGGGACAAGGGUCGCCUUUGGCCAGAGAGCGACGUAAAAUAGAGGAAAAAUACCACAUGGUACGGCGUCUGUUCUGUGCGUGUCGUAACCACUCGUUCAAUCCUCUUAGAAUGGCAUUAAUCCUAAAGUUAGUUUCGCUUUGAGGAAAGUGCAUAUGUAAACAGAUCAUGGUCUUUUUGUCUAUCUGUGUGUUCGGUUCUGAUGUCUCCCUAUCAGGGGAUAAUGGCCAUCUCACACUUUUCAGGAGGCCACGUUCAAUCGAACUUCCAGGACUAAUCGACGACGAAAAGGUGAAAGCGAUUGUCAGUCGUCAAUCUCACUGGUCACCUAUUUGCCAGAAGUGGGCAGCCUGGCAGAGGCUUCCUGGUUUUCUGCUUUCUCCUGUUCCAAUGUCCACUGUCUCUCUGUGCUGCAGCCGCAGGUAGGCUUUGUGUGUGGAACCAGACACAUGAUGAAUCCACAAUGAGUUUCAUGGCUUUUGCCAAAUCCAGCCUGGUACCGUUGGUGGCCAGCCGGGUAGGUCCAUUCCUGUGGAAUUUCUGAAAGGAAGACAUGCCGAUCAACCUGUGGGGGAAGGGCUGACUAUUUUGUGGGUUGUUGGUCAUGGUAUUGUCUUUCUCUACCCAAAAAGUCAGGGCGCACCUGAGGGGUAUGCUAAAAAACGAUUAGGUUGGAGUUGUAAGAAGUUCUUAGUUUGUUCAUGUGUCUCUUCUUCCCUGUCGAUCCUAUUUAUGGGAAAUUCAUGCUGGCAUGACGACCAAGGUUCACAGCCUCAGACUGCAGGAACUUAACGCAUACAUCUGAAGAGAGAACACGAACUGUGCAGCUUUUGAAGUCGCCAUUCGGCUUACUCGCUUAUUCUCUUUGCUGUGUCGUUGAAUCUCCCGGAAAAACAAGGAGAUCCUCCCUCUUUUAAAGUCCCCCUCCCCCUUACUAGCGUAUCCUCUUUUCUGCAGGAACACAACGCGUACAUCUGAAAGAAAAGAACACGAACUGUGCAGCUUUGGAAGUCCUCCUCCCUCUUAGUAGCUUAUCCUCUUUUCUGUGUCGUCAAAUCUCCCUCUUACGUGCUUAUCCUCUUCUUCGUGCCACCAAAUCUCCCAGAGAAACAAGGACACCCUGGUCUGUAACUGUUGAACAGUUUAAAGGUAUUUCCCCCGAACGGAUCUGUUAAUGUGGGUGAGAGCUCUGUGAACCAGAAAUGGUAAAUAUUGUGGUAGAAAGUUAGAAACACAAAAAUUCUCAGAGGUCUUCCCUGCACUCGUAUGGAUGGACUGGAUGCACAUAUGCUGGUGGGGACGUGGGAUCCCUCUGAUUGUGUUUGGCUAAAAGGCAAAUUCAGUGAAUCACAGGCAUGCUGCAUUCUGCACUGCUGAUCCAGUUAAAAUCCUGGGUACUCUUCUGAUGGAUGCUUGAGGAGCUCUCAGUUCUGAUUUUAUGGAUGGACUGGAUGCACAUAUGCUGGUGGGGACGUGGGAUGAUAUAGGAGUCCCCUUUGCUUGCGUUUGGCUACAGGGUAAAUUAAGUACAGUGAAUCACAGGCAUGCUUCAUUCUGCACUGCUGAUCCGGUUAAAGCCUGGAUACUCGUCUGAUCGAUGCUUGAGGAGCUCUCAGUUCAUCCGAAGGGAGGUGGAGGGUAAAGCUCAAGUCAUGAACAGAGCCACUCAAGCUACUACACCCUUUUUGUGAAGUGGUUCCUGAUCAGACAGCGGCUCUUCUGUGUGGGAUUGUGGAAGCCAGGUGGCCACUGGCAUGAACCUUGACAUUUCACAAAUUGAGCAGAGAACAGCAGCAGGAGGACCAGUGGCACGUGCUAAUACUCUUUUCAUCACUCCCACGCGUGUUGGCAACGGUAGUCAAGAUAAAAUACAUAAUGCGCU